This is a messenger RNA of Gilbertella persicaria, 1255 nucleotides long. RefSeq lists its product as uncharacterized. The record is from RefSeq and is a predicted model, not a curated record. The transcript has 2 exons. NCBI's taxonomy places the organism in Eukaryota, Fungi, Mucoromycota, Mucoromycetes, Mucorales, Choanephoraceae. Bases 177 to 1199 code for a protein of 340 amino acids.
CCAAAAUCAACUUGCAUCAAUGGAUUGUAUUGGUUUUGAUUGUAGUUCAAUUGGUUAUUGUAGUUGAAUCACAAUUGUUAAAUGACAUCUUGGGCAACAUUGGUAACGAUAAAAAACCAUCCGAUCAAUCAAGCAGUAAGGAUGCAUCUGUCACUCAACAUACCACAACAGCAGUCAUGACUACUACUUCUCAAGCACCUCCAUCUCAAGCUUCUUCUGAUGUACCACCAUCACCCUCAUCAUCAUCAACUCCACCAACAACAACAGCGGCAGCAGUAACGACAACAAACCUACCUUCUACCCAUAAUCCUCCACCUCAACAAACCUCACAACCUCCUCCUCCUUCUAAACAAAACGAAACCACUGACAAACCUAGGACUACAAAAGCACUAGAAACAUUGCCAGACAACCAUGCCACCUCUCCUCCUGCUUCUUCUUCUUCUCCUCCUCCUCCUUCCACUCCACCCCCAUCACCUCCUAGUGCUGAUACUAAUAACAAAAAUAAAUCGACGAUUACAAAUCAUGAAGAUGAUCAUGCUUCUUCUACAGACGAGGCAAAGAACACAUCAGCAUCACCCGCUAUUCCCACACCCACUUUGAAUGGGGAUACCAAUAACAAGCCUUAUGGAACAAAGACAACAUCAAGUUUAGCAUCCAAUGUUCCACAAGAUGAUGCAGAAGCAAGUACAGUUUCCUCAAUCAAGGGCAACCAUGUUCCUCCUUCAAAUCCAGCGAACAGUAACAACAAGACGGGAGCUAUUGUAGGUGGUAUAGUAGGUGGUAUUUUAGGUGCUGCUUUUCUUGGAGGUUUGUUGACUUGGCUCAAUCGACACGGUGGAUGUACUAGAAAGAAUAAACAGUCCACAGAUUUUGAAGAUUAUGGACUAGCGGAUACGGAUUUUCCUGCAGUAAAGACACCCGCUAUGCAGUCUAUGGGUUUGGAAACGCAUGUACCUCCAUUUAAUGAUCAAGGUUAUGCUACAACCAAGGACCAGUACAAUCAACCACAAUACAAUGCAGAAUAUCAGCCUCAGUUAGAUUCAAAUGAUUAUAGUGACCAACAACCUUAUUAUUAUGCUCAAGAAGGUUAUUAUAAUACGACUCAACAACAAUACAAUCAUGGAGUGAACGGAGUAACUUAUCCUAUGGCAAAUACUUAUUCUACAGACCAGUUUUAUAAACCAGAUCAAAGAACUUAAUAUAUGUAUUUAUAUACAGAUAGCUUCCCCCCAUCCCUUUUUUAUAUACAAUAACA